Salmo salar (Atlantic salmon) is the source of this 4120-nucleotide messenger RNA. RefSeq names its product MYCL proto-oncogene, bHLH transcription factor b (gene myclb). Lineage: Eukaryota; Metazoa; Chordata; Actinopteri; Salmoniformes; Salmonidae. The record is from RefSeq and is a predicted model, not a curated record. Gene Ontology annotation, molecular function: DNA-binding transcription factor activity; protein dimerization activity. Gene Ontology annotation, biological process: regulation of DNA-templated transcription.
CUCCUUCUUCCGGUGAUCUGGUGCAGCAGUCAGCUUGUAUCCAGAACUAACUCUAUCCAAGUCACGGCUUGUGGGAAGUAUAAGCCUAGUAGUCUACUUUCUCAUACACUUUAGUGCGCAGGAAUCAAAUAGUGAGCAUUCAACUGGAAGCAACAGCUAAUUAUAUCGAGAGUCAUUUAGUUUCGCGGUGUUGGUUAGACUACUCAUUAUAGGAAUUAAGGAAGAAGACGCAAGACGCUCCUUACAUUUCACCAGCGCGUAAAGGACAACAUUUAGUUAUUUUCCCCCCCUUGCCUGGACGGAAGACUAACGCCCACUAAUAGAAGACAGCCUCCAUCGCAGUGUUUCGGAAGUUUGACUUGUAAAUACGACUGUUGUGGUCAUUUUAUUUAGGCUAGAUUUAUUUCCUCUCUUCCUUGUCAAUGCUUUGUGAGAACGGCUGGUUGUCUACCGUAAAAACGUAAGGCUAUUGAUAACGGAGAUAACGGAGAAGUGUACUGCCCUGACCUCUAGAUGCCGGGUAUAAACUCCACCACCGCUCCUCGCUAUGAGUCAGGCUGGGAGAUGGAGUACGACCGUUAUCAACAUUACUUCUACGACGACCACGAUCCGGACGAGGAUUUCUUUAAAUCCACUGCGCCCAGCGAGGACAUAUGGAAGAAAUUCGAGCUAGUACCGACUCCGCCCAUGUCCCCUAUCCGGACGUUGGAGGGGGCAGCCGGGUUCGGGAUGGUCUGCCCUUCGCUGGGGGACAAACUCGAGUGGGUGUCUCAGUUUUUGGGUCAAGAUGACGACCAGGAUGUGCCGUGUAAACUCAGUUCCGCCGACGAGGCUUUGGGUAACCUGAGCUCCAUUAUCAUCCAGGAUUGCAUGUGGAGUAGCUUUUCGGCAGGUAAACAGCUGGAGAAAGUUGUCGGGGAGCGACACGCUUCCUGUCCCGGGUCGGGGUUGACCAAACCGGCCCCGCAGCAGGUGGGAGCUGGCAUCAACACCCCCGGGAGGGCGCAGUGUGUGACGAUGCCCAUGGACACGGCUGUUCCGGUUCACAGUAGCUUGGCAACGGAUUGCGUGGACCCGGCUGCUGUUCUCACCUUCCCCCUGACCGGGGGACCGUUCAAAAAACCUACGGUGUCCUCCGGUUCGGAAUCCCCCACAGACUCAUCAGAUGAUGAAUCUAGUGAUGAUGAUGAUGAGGAGGAGGAUGAAGAGGAGAUUGAUGUGGUGACUGUGGAACACAAGCAGUACAAGUCCCGGCGGCUGGCCAACGGCGGGCUGAACGGGCGGACGCCGGUGACCAUUAUGGUUGGAGCAGACCCUGUGGACCCGUGUAUGAAACAUUUCCACAUCUCUAUCCACCAACAGCAGCAUAACUACGCAGCGCCUUCCCCCGACACACACAAACAUCCCGAGCCCCCCAGGAAGAGGGUCCGACACGAGCCCCCAAACUCUUCUCAUAACUUCUCAAACUCAUCUCACCCCCAGCCACACCCAGGCCCCGCCUCAACCAAUCAGUACUCUGAGAGCAAAUCGCCUCACGUCGCAGUAGCAACGGCCAGUUUGGAGUCACCUGAUGCCAACGCACUCAUCCUUGCCUCCUCCCCCUCGAACUCUCCCCCAUCCUCCUCCUCCUCCCACCACCUCUCCCCCUUGAAGUCCUUCUCCCACUGCUCCCACCCCUGCAGCCCCCAGUCCUCCGACUGUGAGGACACGGACAAACGCAAGACUCACAACUUCCUGGAACGUAAACGGCGCAACGACCUGCGCUCUCGUUUCCUGGCGCUGCGGGACAACAUCCCUGGCUUGGCAGAGUGCCCCAAGACGCCCAAGGUGGCCAUCCUGACACGUGCCACAGAGUACCUGGCGCAGCUGCAUUCUAGCGAGCGCCAGCGGGCACAGGAGAAACGUCAGCUGAAGGCCAGACAGCAGCAGCUACUCCGCAGGUUGGCACAGCUCAAGCAAUGCCCCUGAACUCACUGACUGACUGACUGGCAGGCUGGCAAAGCUCAAACAACGCCCCUAAAGUGACUGGCUGGCACAGCUCAAACAACAUCCCUGAACGGACUGGCAUACUGACUGGCAGCGACCUCUAGUCGACAGAAACCAGGACUGAAUGAAAACCAACUCUCACUAUCAGGCUGGCAGGGAGAGAAGCCCAAGUAGUAUGCUUUGCUCAACCCAAUAUUAUAAACCAGGACUGAGUCAAAACCAGGGAUGGAUCUCAACCCAAUAUUAUAAACCAGGACUGAGUCAAAACCAGGGAUGGAUCUCAACCCUAUAUUAUAAACCAGGACUGAGUCAAAACCAGGGAUGGAUCUCAACCCUAUAUUAUAAACCAGGACUGAGUCAAAACCAGGGAUGGAUCUCAACCCUAUAUUAUAAAUCAGGACUGAGUCAAAACCAGGGAUGGAUCUCAACCCAAUAUUAUAAACCAGGACUGAGUCAAAACCAGGGAUGGAUCUCAACCCUAUAUCAUAAACCAGGACAGAGUCAAAACCAGGGAUGGAUCUCAACCCUAUAUCAUAAACCAGGACAGAGUCAAAACCAGGGAUGGAUCUCAACCCUAUAUUAUUAAACCAGGACUGAGUCAAAACCAGGGAUGGAUCAGAGAGGAUUUUCUUGCUCUUGUUGCCCCAAUCCCAAAUGGAUCCCUUUGCCCCUAUUCUUAGGAAAGUGGUUCAAGAUCUGCAAGGACAAUAACGAUCAAGGGAAAUGACAUAAUGGGUAGUGUUGGGAUGGGGUUGUGAACUCCCAGACACACAGGAUGGGAUUAAGGAGCAAAGACCCAAACGUUCACUUUGUGGGGAGUGGGUUAUAAUGUGGUGUUAUGGUUAUUUCUGUUUGCACAUUUGCUUCAGUGAUUGACAGAGCAAUCAUCUCGUCAGGAAGGACAGUAACCUGAUUGGGGGGGGGGGGGAUUCUGGGCUGGCAUUUUAUCUCCCUGUUAUAUCUACCAGAUUUAAUAAAGUAUGUAAAUAUUUAAUGUUAAUUCAUGUUUCCCGAUAGGAAGACUAUUUGUUGACGAGAAGAUAUCAUGCCAUGUAGGCAGUGUGAGAUUUGAUCGUAUGCAUGUGUGUAAAGAUUAUCCAUCGCUACAGCAACAACGGCUCAGAUUUAGUUGAUGUUGACAUGAGAACAUCUUGAAAUAUAAUCCUAAACUAAAUACAUUUUUGAUCAGCUCUGAAACUCAACAAUAUAUUUAUACUUUCAGUGCCAUUUUGAAACCAGUCAGUGACUAAUGGAUUUUUUUUUCUUCUAUUGAUCAAAAUGUUAGCCAUUGCAAACAAUGUCAGUUUAUUUGAAACUGACAGGAAAUGGAACAUCUGCUUGUGUAUCUUAACGUUGUUCUUAUAAUAUUUGCCACCCGUGCAUCUUAUUUCCUGUUACUGUCUAAGACUGUAUGGUAUCAUGAGUGGAUCCAUCGAUUUGUGCAUUAUGUCCACAUCAGCCUGGCAAUGUACAUAGACUGUCGUGUGUGUGUGCAUGUCUCGCUGUGUGUUGGUAUCUCACUGUGUGUUACAUACUAGUAUCCUUCUGUACAGUCCCUAAUGAACCAAAACCAGAGCUUUCAGAUUUCGUCCUAUUUUCUUUCCUGUUUCCUGACACUGGCUUAACUCAAAUCUCAAAAUGAUUAUAUUUUUGUUAGUAAAAAAAAAAAGGUUAAAUAAAUAAAUAUUCAAAUAAUAACACUAUUGAAACGUUACUUUGAUCACACUUGCCACUUUGUGACGCUGUGCCUGUUUUCUUUACAGUAAUCAUUUUGUUUCUUGUUGAUUUGUACAAAAGUUCAGAGUUUUGUACUAUAUUUUCCUACAGUUUUUUUUUUUUUGUGAGCUGACGUGGUUGGUAUGGCUGUUAUGUGCUGCCCCUCCCUCUCUCUCUCCCCCCCCCCCCCAUCUCUUUCAACCCUCCCUGCUCAAACUAAUCAUUAUCUAGCCAGCACUUUCUAAAAUCUCACAAUAGGGCACCUAAGAAAAUGUAGUUCUUAAAGGCCUUGGUCGGUUGGCCUCAAGUGAACCCACUGUCUCAGCCUCUCUCUCUCUCAGCCUCUCUCUCUCUCUCAGCCUCUCUCUCUCUCUCAGCCUCUCUCUCUCUCUCAGCCUCUCUCUCUCUCUCAGCCUCU